AACACGUUAUCCCCGUCCCCUGGCUAGCCCGCGAGCCUCGAGGAGCAGAAACCCAGCAUUCCCGCGCUUUGGUUGUGGCGACGGCGGUCCUCGGGUGCACGGGGCCAUGGAGGACAGUUUGGAGGACUUAGUUGAAAAGUGCACGGCACAAAAAGUGCCAGUAAGACUGCCUGCAUAUCGUGCUCUAGUGCAGAAAUGUACAGAAUCAGAUGAAGUUGUUUGGAGUGAUUAUGCAUCUCAGGAUGACACACAGAAAACAUUAUCCAACUUGAAAACAGAUCUUUUUAAUGAAAAUUGUGAUAUCAGUUAUGAAGCUGCAGGACUCUGUGGAUGUCUUUUAGCAAAUGAGACUUUUCGUAGUCUACUAACAAAGGAAAAUGAAGGCCAAGCAUUGGAUAUGUUGAUUAAAGCUAUAGGUGAAACCAAGGAGAAGAAAGUACUCACCAGAACAUUAUGGAGUUUGGGGAAGAGCAGAUUAAGCCAAGAAGUGUAUAUAGAGAGACUAAAGAAGAUACUAGAGACUAUCAACAAUGUGCUGAAGGUUGAAGAUGGAUCUGCAGUAGCAGUUCUUGAAGCUCUGCAAGUUGUUGAGUCAUUGUUGAAGUUAAUCCCUGAUGAAAUGAACAAAGAAAUUAAGGAAUGGUUCCCUAAUGUCUUUGUCUUUUUGUUUCAUGAUGCCAUGAGAGUUCGUAUGUCUGCAUUUGCAUGCAUAUCCAUCGGUAGAUCCUUUUUAAUAACUGAGGACUUAAAAUCAGAUAUCCUAAAAUUGAUAAUACCAGACCUCAAAGCUAAGCAUUGUAAGACUAUGAAUCGACUCAUAGGAGCAGAAUGCGCUGAUGUAUUGAAAGAAUGGAGACUCAUUGUUGAAAUUCUUGGAAAAGAACUUCACCCAGGAACUUCUCUUAUCAAUGGGUUACUAGAAGUUGUGGAGAAAGGAUUCAAGAGCGUUAAGGCAGAGAUAAGGAUUGAGGCAUUUAGAUGUUGGCAGUCUCUUAUUGAUAAUUUUUCACUUGAUGAAGCCGUCCUUACACACUCGAAGAGAUUGAAGUUACUCUUAGCUCCUCUUAAGGCUAAUAAUGCAAAAACUGAAGAUAUAGCCUUAGCAAAGUUACUGUCUUGGUGGCAUCUUGUAUGUAAAUUAGGUAAAAAAGCAACUAGCAAUUUUGACUUGGUAAUAGCACCUCUUCUAAGAUUCUGCUUUGGGUGUGGGGCACCAGCAAGUGGUGCUGCAUCUGGUCUGUCAGAGAGGAAUCUGAUCAUGUCAGGAGCUGCAGCUUCACCGGGAAGGAAAUUUUCUGGCCUUCAUGUAACUUGUGCGGAAAUUCUAGGACAGAUACUUUCAACUGGAUUAAAUAUUUCAGGACUUCAACCAUUCUCCUUUACAACACCAAUCCUAGAAUAUCCUGUGAUACCAAAUCAAGUGAUAUUUAUCAGAAAUUAUCAGUUUUUUAUGAGCUGUGUUAAGGAAGCAGUACAAAGUCUUAAUUCUCAAGAAAGGAAGCAGUGUCUCCUUGGCAUAUUCUUGUUUCAAUCCGUCCUUGCCCACUUGAGAGUAGUUAUUACGACAGAUGUCAGUAAAAAGGACUCUGUAGAACCAGUUAAAGAACUGUUUACAAUUAUCACUGCUCUAGAAAGUCAGUGUCGUCCAGGAGACUCUCAAAGCCAGUUUGUGUACAAGUUCCUAGAACUGGUUAUCGUUGGAUCCUUGGGACUUCCAAAAACUGUGCUAAACUCACGUCAAUAUCACAUUUCAACUGGAAACACAAUGAGAGACAUGAUGAGUGGGACUUUGAACAACUAUUUGAUCCAUGAACUAUGCAAACCCACUUUAUUGCAUUAUGCUACAUCAAGGGAAGGGUAUUUUACAAUGUGGCUAGAGGUACUGGCUAAUAGUAGGCCAGCAACAGGGAAGCUUGGACUACUUCAGUCUGUAGUGAAGGAGCUGGAUGCUGCUGCCCCAGUUUUGUGUCCUGCACACCCAAAUACCUUAGCAAGACUUUGGUCAUCUGUUGUCAAUCAGCUUCUGCAGCAUAUUGAAGAGACUCAGGUGAUUGAUCAGGGUGAUGGUUCAGAACAUGACUGGAGCUGUAUUUACAGUGUUUUGAUGUUCCCCCUAAGACACUCUAUUGAUGCCUUAAACUCUGCUGAAAGUCAUGUCUACCAUCAAAUAAUGAAAGACUGGAGUGAACUGUGGCAGAAGUUCAUUGAGCUCACACCUUUAGCAACAACAGCUGAGCCUAACAGUGAAGUAGAAUAUGUAACACAUGCAUUAGUUAGUAUGUGCACAGAGAAGCUAACUGCCCCUCCAGAUGUAUAUGCAAGCACUUACUGUCUAAUGUCUGAUGUUGUGGCUGUUCUUACUGAUAGAAUAAGAUAUUCAGAACUUAGAAAGACGUCUGUAAGAAUGGUCCAUAGUCCGGCAAAACCUCGAAAGAAGCCACAUGCAUUACAUAACUUGGCUGGAAGUGUUGCUUUAAUCGGAAUUCUUUUAAACCGAGUACUUCGGAUGGUCUCCAACCAAAGGCAGCAUGCAGCUUCUAGACUCUGUGAAGCACUUACUCAGAUCUUCAAAGGUGUUCAGCACGAAAAAAUUAUAAAUUCUUUAGUGCUACAUGUUGUUGACACUUUGGCUGCAGCCUUACAAGUAAACCCAGCUGCAAAGUUUGGAGUGGAGGUUGAAAAGAAAUUUAUUAGUAUGUUCAAGAGUUUUGGCAGCCUUUUGGAUGAGCAUUUUGGCAAGGCCAUUUCUUCAGACCAAUUUAUGAAACUGGUGCCACUGCUGACUGUUAGUCUCUCAUCAACUAACAAACAUAUCAAGCAGGAAGCAAAAAGAAUAUGGAGGAAUAAUUUCUCAGAAAUCAAACAGGAUAUUCCUUCAGAAUUAUUUGAACGAUUAAAGGAAUGCAGUUUACCACCAGCAAGCUUAACUGACCCACAUGAGGAUGCAGAAGAAUCCUUGAGCUUGAGUCCCAAAGAGAAUGUGCCCACACACAUAGCUGGAAGUUUUCUGAAUAGAGAAAUGGGACAAGAAGUUAUGCACAAAAUUACUCCGAAGGGCAAAUCUCAGAAAUUUGAGACACCCAAGUCUUUGAAAGGAAGUCAGGGCACCCCUAUUAUAAAAGAUAAAAGUAAAAGAAAAAUUAACCUUGAGGAUAUGAAUGAUGAGGAGUUUGUUAAAGUGUCGUCUCCGAAAACAUCACGCAGAGUCUUGACAGAACAUCAGAUAGAAAGAAUGACAGAAAGGAGGUCAGACAUCCCAGCACUGUACUCAGACCUCUCACAGUCUAUGUCACAAGCAGUAUUGCCUACACAAUUUUCUUCUCAGAAUUCCUUUGAAGAAUCAUCAUCUGUUAACACUGAAAAAUCAAGAGAAAAGAAACUAGAUGAAGCAGGUCAAAAAGCUGCAAAAUCAGUGCAAGAAGAAGAAAGAGAGGAUGAUAAAAAAGAAGAAAAAGAAGCCAAUAUUCAGAACAAUCCUGGAGAACUGUCUUUCAGUGGCUUGUUCCCAUCAGAAAACCAAGAGCCUGAAAUAUCCAAGGAAUCAGAAAAGAAAUCUGAAAGAAACACCAAAGCAAAAUUUGAGAAGCCUAAGCCUAAAACCAAAAAGAAAUUCCAACAGGAAGCCAGAGCUGAAGAGGUUGACAGUAUUGUUACAGACAAUGUGGAGGACACUCUGAAGAGCAGGACUGUAGAGGAAUCCAAAGAUCUUAGUAAAGCAAAGGCUGAUGAGAUAAAUGGAGGGGAAAGUAUAAAGGAUCAAGAAUCUUCAGCAAAGAAUAAUACAAAGAAAGGAAAAGGUGUCAAAGAAAGUGUAGAAGAUAGAAAGACUCGAAGCAAGAGCAAAGAAAGUUCAGAUACAGAUGAAAGAUCCAUAUCCAAAGAGUCAGAGGGCAGAGAAUCUUCCACUGUGGUAAAAAAGGAGAUAACGAAACCAGUCAACAAAGCUGAAUCUAAAAGAAAGAAUGAUACAAAGAGAAGAUACAUGAGUGGAGAGAGUGACUAUACCGAUGAAGACUUGGAUGAAGAGCUCAGGAAGACUUCAAUUGAGCUUCAGAGGUCAUUAGACAGCAUGUCUUCUGAUUCUGGGGACUCCUCAGUUACUGAACAAAAUCGAAGAAAAUCUCAAACUCCAGUAAAAAAGACAGUCGAAGAUGUCAGGAAGUCAUUGAAAGGAAAGGUACAGAAAAAUCACACGGAUGAACAAGUUUCAAAUCUGUCUCUUUCUCCUUCAACAAUACAUAAAAGAAUAAACUUCAAGGAGGUAGCUGUAUCUCCUAGUGUAGUCAAGGAUUGUAAAAUAGUCAGUCAAAUCCCUGAAGUGAAGUUAGUCAACAAUGCAGGAGUAUUACAUAACAGAGGGAAAAUAUCUGAUAGUGAAUCAGAGGAAGAAAUACCCAAUUCACAAGUUGAAGAACCAAAACAACAAUUAUUAGUUUUCAAUAUUAUCAAUAAAGAAAAGGAGGAGACCCCUGGAAAGAAUACAGUUGGUGACAAAGAGAAUAAUGUCGGGAGAGGUCGCAGAAUUUUGCGAGCAAAGAGAAAGAGGGGGGCUGUCGAAGAUGAAAAAGAAGAAGAAGAAGAAAUAAACCCUGACAAGAGAAAAAGAGUUAGUGAAAGUGUUUCUCACAGCAUUGGAGCAAAACAGAGUUCAAGUGAGGAUUCAGUGAUUAUAAUAGAUGAAAAAGGCAGCUCAGAUAGUUCAAGUGAGAAGAAGAGUGAUGGUGGAGUCGAGGUGAAAAAUAAUGAUAAGAAUAUAAAGAGAAACAAGAAGUCAAGAUCUCAGUUAGACACAUCUCGGAAAAGUUCCCAGAGUAGUCAGAAUAGUGAAAAUCCACAUGAUUCAGAAGGUCUCCCAUCCACCCCUCCUAAAGUAACAAGAUCAGGAAGGAAAGUUGUGGCUCCAAACAAGGAUAUGCCAGAGCCUAUGACACCACCUGGAAGUGCCAGUCAGAAGAGAAGAUCAAAGUCUCAGGAAUCUCUAAGUGUAUCUUAUGUGGGAGAUGAUGUUCCAAAGGUUACAGAAAAACUGAACUCUACUUCACCUAAAGAUCAUGUUCCCUCCACAAGGAGGUCAGUGCAGAAGAAAAUAACAGAUAUGUUUGCGAAAGAUGAUGGAGAUAGUCAAGAUGUAGAUAAGGAUGAAAAUGACAGCCUUCCAGAAAUGGAGGAUAUGGAUUGUGAUACUGUACAUCCUGUCAGUGACAGUGAGAAUGAUGAAGUUCCACUUAAGAGUAUGCCCAGUGCUGCUCCUGAGAAUAUACAGAAGGAAUGUGAUACAGGUGAUAAUCAGGAAGAAUCUGUAAUAGAGAUAGAAGAAUCAAAGGUCUCAGAGGAACUAUUUGAAACUAGCUGUGUUGAAAUUUUAAAGUCAGAAGUUGAUGAGAAAACAUCUGAUAAUGGAGAAAACAGUGAAGAAGAAGUUGAGGUAGAACAAGAGAAUGAGGCUAAGAAUUCUGAGUCUGGGAAGCCUGUAGAUGUGGAUGAAUAUGAUGAUGAAGAAACUUUGGAUGCAGAUGAAGUGUGUGAUGUAGUAAAGGAGGACAAAGAAAAUGAUACAGAUAGUAAAAAAGAAAAAAUGGAUUAUGACAAAGAAAAUAGUGUUGAUCAUCAAAAAGAUAAUCAGAAUGAAAAUAAAGAAAGUAAGGAUCCUGAAGUAGAAAGUGAAAAUAUUGAUGAUAGUGGUAAAUGUGAUUCAAAGCAGAAUAUCACUGAAACAGCUGUUGAAAGUAAGGAAGAAGAAAUGGAAGACUCAGAGAAGAGAGAUGGACAGUCUGUGUCAGAAGAUCCAGUAAGUUCAUUUGAGAAUGGACAGGCACUUGAUGAAGAAAUUAAAGAAAUAGACAAAGAACCCACCAAGAAAAGUAACAAGGACAAGGACAAGGACAGAUUUGCUGUAGAGACCUUAUCAGAAAAUAAUUCUCUUCCAAGACAGCAGGAAGAUGAGUUGUCUCCUGAGAAGCCUGUGCGAUCAAAACUUUCAGCAGCUGUAGGUACCCCAGAAAGACAGAAGAAGUUUGGUGCUCUUAAGUGUGCUGGUUCAAGAGCAGCUAUGUUAGUGGCAUGUGCUAAGCAGAACAUGAAGAAUCGUGGAACCAGUGAUGGUGACUCUCCAACAAAAGCAGUUUUUGGAAGUGAUGGAACAAGAAAUCGCCUUGGUGGAUCUCCAAUUCGAAGAAGUGCACCUGGCCGGAUGUCCCCAGCCAGCACUCCACCCAACCGCAAGAGAAAGUUUGGAGACAGUGAUGGUGGGAGACCAUGGGUAAAGCAUGAACCAUCCCCUGGAGCAUCUCCCUCCACAAGUAUAUUGAAAAAGCCAGCACUAGAUGAUGUUUGUAACGACACUCCAUCACCUCCACCUUCUAAGCAGAGACGAGUUAGCUUUGCUGAUCCCCCAGUUUCUGACCGUGUGGAAAUUCCUCCUUCACCAAAGACCCUUAGGGGCUUGCGUGCGCAGAAGAGAUUAGACAUGACCAAAGCUGCAUCCCCAAUGAAAGAUGAUGAAUCACAAUCACUGAGUCAAAAUGAGUCUCAAGAGGGAGAAUCACAGGUGUCAUUUGAUUGCAGUCAGCCUCUCUAUCCCAGUCUGGUCAAUUGUACAGAGAACCUUGAUGCCAUUAUUUCGCAACUCACAUCUCCUGGACUAAUUGAUGGACUGAAGAAAGUUUUAGAAGACCUAGGGGUAACAACAGUUGGGCAGUUUUGCCAGUUGACUGAAGCAGAUGUCAACAAGCUGCCAGUACGAGCACCCAAAGUUUCUAGUACUUUAAAAGUCAUCAAGAAAUAUGAUGAAACAAAAUCAAGGGAGAGUAAAAAGAGUACAGAGCCUAACAUGGAUGAAGUGGAAGCCCAGCUGAGUCAGAUAUUUGCAGAAGAUGAUCGAGAAGAUAAGGAGAACCAACGCCCUAAUAACCAAGCAAAGGUUAAGAAAAGUAUAGACGAAGUAUCUGCUGUACUCAUGGAUGAUGUUAUUGAGGAUAGCUUAGAGAAUAUGGAGCCAGAGGAGGACAAUCAGAUUGAUGCCGACUGUAGCAAUGACUUGCCCCCAAGAUUAGGUGACGAAGAUUUGGAAGUCGAUGAUGAUGUAAUGCCCCUUGAUCCGUCUCCUGACAAUGCAGGUGAAGUAUCUGAACCAGUGAGUGCUGUUUGCAGGCAUAUCACAGAAAAUCCAUCAGCAAUUGAAGAUUUAGCAGAAAGAUUAGACUUAGAAGCCAAGAAGACUCUCUUCAGUAGUUUACUAAACAAACUGAGAUAUCCAUUUGUUAUUGGCUGUUAUUAUGAGUAUUUGAAAAACAGAGAAAGUGACACUAACACCUGAACUUUGUUAACUUUCUCCUAUUUUGAGAAAAUGUACAUCAGUAGUCCAUAUUUUUAUAUACUGUAAUAGUUUAAACAUGUUGAUCACAGUUGGGUCUCCAAUGACCUUGUGGAAGUUUUCUUGGAAUUUCAUUGUACAGUUAUUUUUAAGUUUUGUUGUUUCAGCUUUGUCUAGGCAUAUGGAUGCCCAGAGCUACCUGAAAGUCUUUUUCCUCCCACAAAAAAUAGCCUUGUAUUUGUAUUGAUGUCUGGAGUACAAAGCUUUAAAAAGUGCUUAAGUUUGUGUUUGAAUUUUAGUUAAGUGUAGCUGAAAACUAACAUAACUGAAAGUUGAAAAUUUUGAUUAUACAAUCAUAUUUACAGAUGCUUUUCACAUCAAACUUUUGAUACUCAAGAAAUUGACUCUCAGUUUCUAAAAACUGGUAUUGGUCUUAUGCGAAAAGCACCUGCUUGUAAUUAAUUUUACACUAGAAUGUAUAGAUAUUGCAUAGAAACUUGCAUUACAAGGGAAACACAGUUAACCAGAGCCAGUGAUUUUUGAGGGCCCAAUUAUUGUGUUCUCCUAUAGUUCUUUUUACAUUUUAUGUCAUCACCUGCCUAUUGCAUACAUGUUAUCGGUUAGAAGCAUUUCAUUUGUGAUAUUUCAGAAUUUUAUUUUAAAAGUCAAAGCACUGUCAUUGUUUUACAUGUAUGUAUUAUUAUUACAUUCCCAUUCAAUAAAGCUUUUAUAUGAAAA
Molecule: messenger RNA, 8050 nt
Organism: Penaeus indicus
Lineage: Eukaryota; Metazoa; Arthropoda; Malacostraca; Decapoda; Penaeidae
Product: telomere-associated protein RIF1-like
Exons: 17
Coding region: 107-7315 (2402 amino acids)
Biological process (GO): telomere maintenance
Cellular component (GO): nucleus
Source: RefSeq, a predicted model, not a curated record